CCAAGCCGUCGGCUUAUUCUCGACUGUGCAUCCGUCCUCUUUUCGUGCAGUAGUCAGCUGGUGGCUUGCAUACGAGGUGGUUGGAUAGUGGCGUCCGUUUUGUGGUGACUUGGACGAGCUAAGCCCCUGCACCAGCGACUGAAGGAGGCGUUGGCCGCCACUGGAUCCCGCUGCUUCUUCCUACUUCGGCUGCCGUAUACAACGAAGCGAGGGUGACCGUUUGUAGGUCGCCGCUAGCCAGCAGAGGUUCCACCACAGACGAUCCUGGCUGGCCUCAGCGAAGGACAUGCCUUCGAUAGAGGCUACUCUGUUCUUAGUAGUCUUUCUACUGACUACGUUUAUUAUGUGGGCCGCUCGGAGACGCCACAAGCAGAGUGUCCUCAGGAGGUACGGAAUUCCCGGACCGGAACCAAGCUUACUUUUUGGAAAUUACACGGAGCUCAAAAAGGACCGAAUCAAGGUCAUGGAGCAGUGGGCCCAAAAGUAUGGAAAGAUAUACGGUUUCUACGAAGGCGAGGUUGCCAAAGUUGUCAUUGGCGAUAUUAAUAUUGCGAAGGAAUGCUUCGUUAAACGAGCCCACGAAUUCAUCGAUCGGCCACCGAUGGUAACCGACAUCGAAUCCAUUUUGAACAGCCUCAUAGGUCUGAAAGGGGAUGAAUGGAAGACGGUGCGAAAUCUACUCAAUCCUAGUUUCACUUCAGCAAAGAUGAAGCUAAUGCUAGGCAUUAUACAUCAUUGUUCAGACACGCUGCUGGAAAUCCUUGGUGAGCAAGUGCCCCCACACAGACGCACGGCUGUAAAUCUCUCCAAGCUGUCUCAAGGUGUCUCAAUGGACGUCAUUACCAAGUGCUCUCUUGGAUGGCAGUCUGACUGCCAGAAGAACGUGGAUGAUCCCGUCAUCAGCACAAUCCGAAAGAUACUGUUGAAUUCAGGGAACGCCAUCAAUGACGUGUGCAUACUUGUGCCUUCACUCGGUACCAUUAUGUCAUACAUAUUUCCACUGCUCAGCUACGGGAGGCUGUUCACGAGCAUGCAGGACAACCUGCAUCAAGUGUUGCAAGUGCGCAAGCAGGGAACACCUGCGGUAGCGGACAUUGUUCAGCUGAUGGUUGAGGCCCAGAAGAAUGCCGCUAGCGACAAUGAGGGGCACAAUGAAACAGUGACGUCAGCAGUGAGCGACAUUAGGCCCAAGACCAGCUUCAUCAAGGACACGCACAUUGUGUCUAAUUGCUUCGUCUUUCUGGUUGCCGGUUACGAGACAACUGCCAGCACGUUAGCGUUCACACUCUACGAGUUAGCUCGACACCCCGAAGAGCAGCGCCGGCUUCACGAUGAACUGAUGUCUUUCUUCCCGGACAAAGAUGUACUCAGCUACGAAGAUUUGCACGCACUCAAGCGAUUUGACGCGGUGAUCCGAGAAUGUCUGCGUCUCUACCCGCCUUUGGUGCUAGUUACGUCGCGCAUAUGCACCAAAGACACUCGGCUGACAAGCGGCCACGUCAUUCCGAAAGGUUCACACAUAAUCUUGCCGACGUGGAAUGUUCUUCACGACGCCGAUCUGUGGAGUGACCCUUACGACUUCAAUCCGGACAGGUUCAGCGAGCGUCUCGAUGGGGAGCGCCUCGCGGCGUCCACCGUUUCGUUCGGCUUUGGACCGCGUGAAUGCAUCGGUAAGCGCCUCGCUCUGCUCGAACUCAAGGCUGUCCUCUCUAAACUCGUCAGAAAGUACAAAUUCAGCGUAUGCGAUGAAACACAAAUUCCCAUGAAAGUAAAGGUUCCCCUCAUCAACGUCUUUCCUGAACGUGAGAUUGUGCUUGGCGUCGAGGUACGCUGUGCACGAAAUGCGUAGGCCAACAGCCAGCCUGUUGUACGCGGGCAGCGCAAACAUUUUACAGGAAGAGCCCUCGUACGCCUUUUUCACCCCUCAAGGCAUUCAUGCACUAAACUUCAGGCAUCUUCAGGUACUAUUGCCUCACAAACUUUUUCGUUAACCAUCAUGAGCACUUUUCUAAAUUCAUGGUCAGUUUGACUAAUGUUUCCUUUGCUCGGCUUGGUUCGACCUCACAAAACUCCUCGGAUAUAAACGCUGUCUACGUCUUGACGUGCGAGCUGUAAUAAAAACUUGAAUGUAGGCGUCUACAGAAAUUUAAACACACACUAAGGUGCACCAGUGACAGCUGUUCAGAAUAACAAAAACCAAACAAGAGGCCUUGAAUGAUCACCAGCUUCAUUGUGGUGGCUGGUCAUGAAAAUGAACCCGCAUCAUAACUAGCGACCAUACUUCACCACCAUUUACUUCCAUAAUUCUAAUUUUUUUUAGCUUCUCAGGCUUUUCACACUCAUCUUACAUAUUUUACAUCAUCCUUCUGUGUGACGUUGGUAGAGGAAAUGCUCCUGUUUCCGUUGAUGAAUGUACAGUAAAAUAAAAAUGGUGAGUUGAAAUAAUG
This is a messenger RNA of Rhipicephalus microplus (southern cattle tick), 2447 nucleotides long. Its product is annotated as cytochrome P450 3A5. Gene Ontology annotation, molecular function: steroid hydroxylase activity; iron ion binding; oxidoreductase activity, acting on paired donors, with incorporation or reduction of molecular oxygen. NCBI's taxonomy places the organism in Eukaryota, Metazoa, Arthropoda, Arachnida, Ixodida, Ixodidae. The record is from RefSeq and is a predicted model, not a curated record.